This is a messenger RNA of Dioscorea cayenensis subsp. rotundata (Guinea yam), 1676 nucleotides long. Its product is annotated as RGG repeats nuclear RNA binding protein A-like. Gene Ontology annotation, cellular component: nucleus; cytoplasm. The transcript has 6 exons. Gene Ontology annotation, molecular function: RNA binding. Bases 204 to 1394 code for a protein of 396 amino acids. The record is from RefSeq and is a predicted model, not a curated record. Lineage: Eukaryota; Viridiplantae; Streptophyta; Magnoliopsida; Dioscoreales; Dioscoreaceae.
UAAGAUUGCGGCUAGGGUUCUUCUCUUCAUCUCUCUUUCUCAAUUUCGCUCUCCGCCGCUCCAAAACCCUAGCUCUUAACUUGAUCUUCAAAGCUUGGGUUUCAUGGCGAUCCAGUUGGGGAUGAUCUCGUCUCUGUUCUAGGGUUGGUCUCUUUGAGUCCUCACUCCCCGGUCGAGUUCCAUUCGCGCUCGCUCCUGCGGAAAUGGCCACCGUCAACCCCUUCGAUCUCCUCGGGGGCGAUGACAACGAUGAUCCGUCGCAGUUGAUUGCUGCUGCACAGCAGCAGAAGCUCGCUGCCAAGAAGGCUGCCGCCGUCAACGCCGCCGCGCCUGCCGCCACUCCUGCUGCCCCCGCUGCUAAGCUUCCAUCCAAGCCCCUCCCUCCUUCUCAGGCUGUGAGGGAGGCGAAGAGCAACACUGCUCCUGGUGGUCGCGGUGGUGGUGGUGCUGGCCGAGGUGGCUUCAGUCGUGGUGGUAGGGGCGGGCGUGGAGGUGAGCCACGCCCUAAUCGGGAUUUUGAGAAAUCGAAUGCGAAUGGAUAUGGUGGAGGUUAUGGUGGUGGUGGUGGUGGUGGUCGUGGAGGUGCCGGAGGUGAAGAUGGAGAUGGUGGCAGGCCUACUGAAAGAGAUCGUGGUUCAUAUGGUGGGCCGCGCCAGCCAUACCGUGGUGGCCGUCGUGGAGGUUUUGGAGACGGGGAGGCUGGAGGUGACUCUGAACGCCCUCCCCGCAGGGUGUAUGAUCGAAGGAGUGGUACCGGCCGUGGUUCUGAGAUAAAGCGUGAGGGAUCAGGUCGUGGGAACUGGGGAAUGGCAGCUGAUGAUUCAUCAACACAGGAGACUGGGGAGAAGAUUAGUGCAGAGGAUAAGGUUGCAAGCCCAGAGAAGAUGGUGGAUGAGGAUGCUCCCUUAACUGAUGUGAACAAGGAUAACAAGGAAGGCGCUGCAAAUGAGGGGGAACAAAAGGAAGAGGAGGAUAAGGAGAUGACUUUAGAGGAGUAUGAAAAAAUAAAGGAGGAGAAGCGAAAAGCCCUACUUGCCAUGAAGACUGAAGAAAGAAAAGUUGAUUUUGAUAAGGAAUUUGAGUCAAUGCAGCAACUUUCACUGAAGAAAGGAAAUGAUGACGUCUUCAUUAAACUGGGUUCUGACAAAGAUUCUAAAAGAAAAGAAAAUGCUGAUCGCGAUGAGCGUGUGAAGAAGUCUGUGAGUAUCAGUGAGUUCCUGAAGCCAGCUGAAGGAGAAAGAUAUUACAGCCCUGGUGGACGUGGCAGAGGCAGGGGACGAGGUGGUGAUCGUGGAUCAUACCGAGGUGGCUUCAGCCAUGGUGGAACAAGCGCCCCUGCUGCUGCACCAUCAAUUGAAGACCCUGGGCAGUUCCCAACACUCGGUGGCAAGUAGCGAAACUUCGUGAGCAUUUUCGCUUAUCUCUAUCCAUCGAUACUAUCUUUAUGUCCGUCCGUCCGGUCCGUCCUUUAAAUUAGAAUGGUAAUCACGAGUCAGAACUCAACUAAGAUGGUGGUGCUUCUUUGUUAAGCUUCUUUAUUUUAAUUUUGUCCACUAUUUCAACAUUGUAUAUCUGAGUGUUACUGUGUGCUGCGACAUUUAAAUGUCUUAUGGGCAAAAAUUUCCCUAUUUUGAAUUUUAAACUAUUUUGGUAGAUGCUAAAUUCCCAGGUGCAGA